AGUGCCUCUCCUCUGAAAGGUCCAUCAAAGCACCGUGUCCUUUUCCUCUCUCUUUCUCUCUCUAAAAUUUCCUCAAUCAUCGCCUUCUUUUCAUCUCCUUCUUCUUGCCCCAACCUAACUAAUCUUCUCACCUUCCUAUCACUGCUGGAAUUACCCAUAUCCCACCUAACCCUAAUCCACCACCUGCAAUUUACAACAAUUCUAUUUCAAUUCAAUCGAUAUAUAUAGAGUUACAUAUAUAUAUAUAUAUAUAUAUAUAUAUAACUGUUAGGGUUUAGAGAUAUGAGCUUUCAAGAUCUCGAAGCGGGUCGUCCUUUGGCUUCCAGGCGAGGUUACAUCAAUGGCAAACAAGACCCAACGCAAGCCGUUGCUUCCGGAAUUUUUCAGAUCAACACCGCCGUCUCUACGUUUCAGAGGCUGGUUAAUACCCUUGGUACACCUAAGGACACGCCCGAGCUCCGUGACAAGCUGCACAAAACAAGGCAACAUAUUGGGCAAUUGGUGAAGGAUACUUCAGCUAAACUAAAACAAGCUAGUGAAACAGAUCAUCAUGCUGAAGUUAGUGCCAGCAAGAAGAUUGCAGAUGCUAAACUUGCAAAAGAUUUCCAAGCAGUUUUGAAAGAGUUUCAGAAGGCUCAACGGCUUGCAGCUGAGAGAGAGACAGCAUAUACUCCUUUUGUUCCCCAAGCUGUUCUUCCUUCCAGCUAUACAGCCAGUGAGCUAGACGUAAGUACAGAGAAAAGUGCAGAACAACGUGCUCUACUUGUUGAAUCUAGAAGACAGGAGGUUUUGCUGUUGGACAAUGAGAUUGUCUUCAAUGAGGCUAUAAUUGAGGAAAGAGAGCAAGGAAUACAAGAAAUCCAGCAACAAAUUGGUGAGGUGAAUGAGAUCUUUAAAGAUCUCGCAGUGUUGGUCCAUGAGCAAGGAGCCAUGAUCGAUGAUAUUGGCUCCAACAUCGAGGGUUCUCAUGCUGCGACAGCACAGGGAAAAUCUCAGCUUGUCAAAGCGGCAAAGACCCAAAGAUCAAACUCGUCUCUGACCUGCUUGCUGUUGGUGAUAUUUGGUAUCGUGCUCCUUAUUGUGAUCGUAGUACUUGCGGCUUAAUCUGGAUAAAAUGAGAGAACACAGGAUGCGCUUAUGGAAAAGAUGCAAUCUAUCUGCUGAUGUCUGCGGUUUUUAUGUGGUUUUCCGAUGCAUCAAGACUGACUGGAAGGAGCCACUUUUAUGUCUGGGUUGUGUUAAAAAAUUAUGAUAACAGUUACAACAUGAGUUGUUCAAAUCGUGGGGUGGGGAUUGUGUCUUCUGUAGAUUGGUGUUGGGUUCUGUGUGUGUCAUGGUCUGUUCUUAAUGGCCAUUUUAUUUCAUUGUAAAAAUUUAUAAUUCAUUUGGGUUCUUGUCAUCUGUUUGAUCAAUGAAUGGCACUGUUGAUUUGUUAAUUUUUAAAAAAUUGACAUCUACCAGUGUUAGUGUCAAACACUUCUCAUA
This is a messenger RNA of Cornus florida, 1485 nucleotides long. Its product is annotated as syntaxin-22-like. The transcript is spliced from 7 exons. Gene Ontology annotation, biological process: vesicle fusion; intracellular protein transport; vesicle-mediated transport. Gene Ontology annotation, molecular function: SNAP receptor activity; SNARE binding. Bases 283 to 1104 code for a protein of 273 amino acids. The record is from RefSeq and is a predicted model, not a curated record. Gene Ontology annotation, cellular component: membrane; SNARE complex; endomembrane system. Lineage: Eukaryota; Viridiplantae; Streptophyta; Magnoliopsida; Cornales; Cornaceae.